AUGAAGGCAUCGCUUUUGACCGUUCCAACAAAGAAAACAGAAGAAGUCAAUUGGUCCAAACCAUUGACAAAGUACCUACUAUCAGUCUACGGCAAUACCUCUGAAUUCCUGGAGGAUGUCAAGAGUUUCAACAAACUUCGCCUGGACAUCAGAGGAGCUCAUGCCGACGAUACUGGAAUAGGCUUGUACAUGCGCUACUACAGUUAUUUGGAGCUUGUGGACCUUAGGGUGCCCAUGGAUGUGGUGAACAAGCAUAAAUCAAUGAAGUUUAUCUGGCAUGAUGCGUUUGUGCCCUCCAGUCUGCAUGAACAGUUUGCAUUGGCAUUUGAGAAGGCUAGUGUUCUCUUCAAUAUCGGCUCGUUGAUGACCAAGGCGGCUUCUGUGAAUUACAACAUCUCCAAGCGAAGCACCGGGGGAGACGAACAGGCGUUUAAAAAAGCUAUCAGAUUAUACCAGGAGGCAGCUGGUGUUUUCGAAUUUUUGUCAAAAACAUUUCUCAAUGGCCCUUCUAAUGAUCUCAACCCUUCUACAAUUAGUUUCCUUAUCAACCUCUGCUUAGCGCAGGUCCAGGAGGUAUUCACAUUAAAGGCCAUUGAUGGAGACUUGGAGCAGAAAAUGAACUCUGUGAUUGCAAAACUAUGUACCUCUACCGCCCAGUGUUUUGACGAGUGUUACAAAGUGAUCAGUCACUUGUCAACUGCUGAAGGUGCUUCAAAAGUAUCAAAUCACUCAACGUACGCUGUUACAGAAAGUGACGUCGAAAGUUUGUCGGGGGACGAGCAGUUGGAUUUUGAGUAUGAUCCUGACAAGAAUGGCCUUCCAGAUGAGAAAGUAUCUGCUCAAUUGGACCCUUUUUGGGUCUCAAUCAUCGAGGUAAAGGCGCUCUACUACAAGUCAUUGGCGUGCUAUUUCCAAGGAUUGCAAUUGGAGUCGAAAAACAAAUACGGUGAGGCUAUCAGUUAUUUGUCCAAGUCAUCCGAUUUGCUUGCUGCAAUUCCCACAGCCACAUUGAAAUCUGUUGCCAAAAGUGGGGGCGAAGAUGCUUUCGAGCUACUCGACAACUACAAAUACCAGCGCGACGCGGUUGAUAUAAAACUCAAAGACAUCACAAAAGACAACGAUCUUAUCUACCACGAUAUCAUCCCUAAUGUGGCGACAAUAGUUGACCCAAAACCAAUGAAGUGUGGAAGUGCCAAGCCUAUACUUAUCUCUGAAAAUGAAUCUUUUUCCCAGGUGCAUGAGCACAGUUAUACAAACUUCUUGAGUAAUGUUGUUCCUAUCAAUGUACAUGAGCUCUUGAGUUUUUACUCUGAGGAAAAAUCUCAGCUAUUGAGGGCAGAAAUCGACGAGAAUGAUGUUGCGGCAGAAAAGUUGGCAUCAGCUUUGGAGUGUCUCAAAUUGCCGAAAGCCCUCGUAACGAUUAAGGAGCUUUUAAAUACCGAUCAAGCACACAGAGCUUCGGACAGCGUGCAUGUCUCUUUACCGCCGGAUGUUAUCUCUAAAGUCAAUGAAAUUAGCGCAAGCUACGAGAGAGAUAUAGGAAACAGAAAAGAAAUCCACAAAAGAAGAGAACAUAUUUACAAUUUGAUUAAUAACAGUCAGAAGAAUAUCGAGAAAAUACAGUUUUCGGAUUCUUCCGCGAAGUUUCGUGACGAUUUGAUCCGAUUGAAAAAAUCGCUCUAUGACGCUGGCAACUCAGACUCUCGACUCUUCGAGCCUGUUGAUGGCGAGAAUAGUCAGCUUUUUCAAACUCUUGGCCAUGGAAUCCAAUCGAGUCAAUUCCAAACUUUGUUUGCUAUUCAAGCCAACAAGGUAAAUCCCUCCUUUGAUAUAAACAAUGAAAUCAGCUUGUUAGAUGUUGAUGAUAGUCAAUUGCAAGAACAAUCUUCAUCAAUUUCCGGUCAAAUUACCGCCAUCGAGGAUAUCUUGAACGACCUUAAUGUCCUCAAAAGAGAGCGCCAAAAUCUUUUGUCUUCACUCAAGGAAGAUAUUCACAAAGACGACAUUUCCAAUGUCAUAAUGCUCAAUAGCAAAACUAAAAGUACAAAAGAAAUUAAAACCGAGUUUUUCCCGGAAGAGCUCAAAAAAUUCGAGGUGUACCUGAAGAAGCUCGACUACUUGAUCAAAAAGCAAGAGAGUGUCAUUACUGAGUUGCAGAACAAAUGGCUGAAACUAGAAACUAACCCGAAAGUCAAAGAAAUUCAAUCUCUGAGUACUUUCCAAAAUACCGUCUUGGCCGAGCAAGUAUCUCGAAUCAAUCAAUUCAACAGUUCCUGGAGGGGAUACUCAGCAGGUUUGCAACAAGCACUCGAGUUUUACGGACAGUUGCUUAGAUUUGCGGAAGGCUUGAAUCGGGCAAUUGAAAAUGAAAUCAACAACAAUCAAGUAUCGAAUUCAUUCAGUUCUCUACAACUUGGAAGUCCUGCAGGGUCUUUUGGUCAGUUCCAGCGACCAGAGCCGCAUGCCACGCAGAAUCAAGGACUUCCCCCCAAGCCGCCCCGCGUCAACUCAAAUUAUAGUGGCGAAAUCCGCACCGAAUUUCAACCUGAGCAUCAGCCGUCCAACAGAGCCAAUCGUCCGCAGGUAGAGCCUCAAUUCUCUGGCUUCAACUCGCCAAGCAGACCAAACCAGGCAGGAGGACCCAUGAACCCACCGGGCCAAACUCUGAUUUACGAUGAGCCAUCAGCCUACCAGCCCAACAUGUACAACUUUUUCCUGAAGGGAAAUUAA
This is a messenger RNA of Australozyma saopauloensis, 2730 nucleotides long. RefSeq names its product Bro1p (gene BRO1). NCBI's taxonomy places the organism in Eukaryota, Fungi, Ascomycota, Pichiomycetes, Serinales, Metschnikowiaceae. Gene Ontology annotation, cellular component: endosome. The record is from RefSeq and is a predicted model, not a curated record. Gene Ontology annotation, biological process: protein transport to vacuole involved in ubiquitin-dependent protein catabolic process via the multivesicular body sorting pathway. The transcript has a single exon. Gene Ontology annotation, molecular function: protein binding. The coding region runs from base 1 to 2730 and encodes 909 amino acids.